Molecule: messenger RNA, 3093 nt
Organism: [Torrubiella] hemipterigena
Lineage: Eukaryota; Fungi; Ascomycota; Sordariomycetes; Hypocreales; Clavicipitaceae
Source: the annotation of a GenBank genome assembly
AGGCGCCCCAUGUGCUGGCAUCCGUUAAAUUUAUAGCAGUUAUCAGUUGCCUAGUAGGUUGCAUUGCUGUCUCGGCAGUUUAUGUAAACCAACAUCAGGGACAAGAGACCAAAGCGACUCCAAGUAAAACAAAAUUGAUGGGAAAGCAAAAAACGAAUAGCAUCAAUACCAGCAACAACUGAUUGGCCUCUGUUUACUGACCAAGAAUACGAAGCACAGCUUGGGCUUUUCUGCUUGUUUUGCCAAGCGCCAGCCUGCUCUCUGCCAUGGGUAUGGCCCUGGGCCAGCGGGCUGAUGAUUACGCGGCCCCUCUACUGCAACAGGCCAAUAUUGUGUGCUGGACAUGCCUGUCUGUAGUAAUUGUAGUGCUCCCUAAUGCGCUGGUAAAGAAAAAAUGCGAAGAAAAAAAGAUGGCGUUCAAUGGUGCCAAAAUCUACGCGAGUCGUUGACGCCCGAUGCCGAGCGUGCCGAGUCUGAUAGCCACCAUCGCAUAGAAUCGGACAGUGAGGAGUGUUGUGUUUGUCUGCUUUGAAAAGACGCAAUUGUUGUUUCUUGGUGUGCAUGGUCGACAAAACGCCGCCAAGAAUCCCUUGUCCAUCUAAGAGUACAUGGCAGCUCUCUUCUCCUUAAGCUGCGACUUACAAGGGGCCUGGCCUAGGAAACAGGCGGCCCAACAUCCAGGUGCUUGGGGCCCUGUCUGUGCUCUAAGUAGCGGCAACCCGGGCGGAAGCUCGGCGGGAAAAAUACGAGAGAGGCACGAUUUGUUGGCUGCAUGGAUGAUGCAGCAGGCCAGUUUCACCUUGUUUGAUUGGAUGCUGUGUAUUUGGCCUCCACGGUUCUGUUAGUAGAGUUUGUUGGCACAGAACGGUAGAUGUCCGAAGCAAGACACCUCAGUGGACAGAACGGGCGGUUAUUCAUUCAUCUCAAUAUCCCAUUGGCAUAUUUUUCUCAUCACCCAGCAAAAAAAAACAGCAUCUCUUGCACAAAUAAUUCCUUCUCCUUAUUUUUUCCUCAUCUACCGCUUUGCUUGAUAGACGACGUCAUCCACUCUUGGUCAUCCACUCUUGGGCCUGCGCCUCCCUGCCGCUCCGCUCCUCCAGGCGUGCUAUCGGCACUAGUGCUCGGUCUCACGUCUUUUUCCAUACGCUGCGCGCCCGCAUCUGACAACCAUCGUUCGUUUUUUUUUCCUUUGCCUUACUUUGCCGUGCAUUUGGCUGUGCUAUUUCUCUUCUUGGCCCCAAGGCUGGCAUUGCUCUUGGCUAUUUCUUGUCUUCGUCUUUCAUUUAUUUCGCUAUUUACGUCCAAUCGGUGUAGACCUUAACACCAGUCUACCACAACAAGCCUAUCCGUCACAUCCAUUCUCAACCGCGAUCUCGCUCUUCUCAAACGUCAUCGCCCCGAUUACAGAUUUCUUUUACAUCUCCGCCACAUAUAUUCAAACUCUUCAAUCCCUUCGCCUACUUUCUCUCCUCUACUAGCAACUGCACUCUCCACGACUCUCAACCCCGUAUCGAUCGUUCGCAGAGGUCUCCCUAGUCUACGUCUAAGACACGAUAAACAUUGAACAUCCAAGGCUUCCUCCUCCUCCGCCUUCUCCCACCAUAUACCAGCUAUGAAAUACAGUCUUGUGGCUGCCCUCGGCGCCGCUGCCAUCCUGGUACCCGCCGUAUCGGGGCAAGUUAUUAGCUACAGUGCAGGUACCACAGAUCUCACGUUCCUCACGGGAACAAAGACAGAUGCUCCUGGCAAGGGAACAUCUGUGCCCAGCAGUGCUUACCCCAAUUACACAUCGCAAAUCACGCUCGGUGGAAAUAAGACUGCAUCGACCAUCUCUGGCAGCCUAUUUCCCUCAUCGCCGACGGGUGCCAAUGCCACAGCGACGUCGUCUCAAGCACCGAAGAAUACACAGCCAUGCAACCAGUAUGUCGAAUUCUGCAAACGCAAGUACUCCAAUAUCACCAUGGUUGGCUGCCAUAACUCGCCGUUUGUGAGACCUGGCAACGUCGCCUCCAACCAGGAGCUCCCCGUCAAGCUGCAGCUCAACGAUGGCGUCCGGUUCCUGCAGGGCCAGAUCCAAUGGCCCACCAAUGGCACCGUUCCGCACUUCUGCCACACUUCGUGCGACCUUUUAGAUGCAGGACCAAUAUAUCAAUGGCUUGGCGAAGUGAAGAACUGGGUCGAUGCUCACCCUUAUGAUGUCGUCACCAUUCUUCUCGGCAACGGCAACUACUCAGACCCGUCACUAUAUGUCCCUUUUAUCGAGCAGUCAGGCAUCUUAAAGUACACAUACGAAGCGCCCCUCCUCCCUAUGCGUCUCAACGACUGGCCAACACUCGAGGAGCUCAUCCUGACGGGCAAGCGUGUUAUCAUGUUUAUGGACUACAAUGCGGACCAGAAGAAGUACCCUUGGCUGCUCGACGAGUUUUCGCAGAUGUGGGAGACACCCUUCGACCCCACGGAUCGCAAAUUUCCCUGCACGGUCCAGCGCCCUCCUGACCUGAAGCCUGAGGAUGCCAAGAACCGCAUGUACCUGAUGAACCACAACCUCAACGUGGAGUUCAACGUCUUCAACCUCCAGCUUCUGGCGCCUGCUGUUGCGGUGCUCAACGAGACCAACGCUUUCAACGGCACCGGUAGCGCUGGUCUUGCCGCCAACAACUGCCGCUCCGACUGGGGCCGCGCGCCCAACAUUAUCAACGUCGACUACUACAACUACGGCACGCCCAACGGCUCCGUGUUUGAAGCAGCGGCGAGAGUGAACAAUGUCACGUAUAAAUGGGACUGCUGCGGAAAGCUAUCGGCGGGAACAAUCGCGGGAGUGCCCGUGGCCUGGCUUAGUUUUGCAGCCAUGUUUACCGCCUCGUACUUGUUGCUGUAAAACGCACAGACAAUCUGGGUGGUAGGUAGUACAUGUAUCUUUGGUUUUCCUUGAUUUCUAUUUCUGCAAUGCGUUGCAUAGGCGUUAGGCUGUACCCGGCUUUUCUACUACUUUUUGUUGUUUUAUUAUUUUACAUGCCAUAGAAAUAGACUCCACAGGUGUAUACACUUUUUUUUCAUUCAACCAAACCACCUAUACUACUUUUUAAAUUACGU